This is a messenger RNA of Coregonus sp. 'balchen', 17008 nucleotides long. The record is from the annotation of a GenBank genome assembly. Lineage: Eukaryota; Metazoa; Chordata; Actinopteri; Salmoniformes; Salmonidae.
UUUCGUCCAUGCGUGACUGUUUGGGAUGUAGCAUACUUUGUGCACUGCUACAUACACACCCUCCCACUCUGCGUUCGUUGAGCCAGUGUACUGUUUUAUCUCCUUUUUUGCUCUAAAUUAUCCAUAUUCAAUCAUAGGCUUACUAAUACGCCCACUCUCACUCAUUCUCUCUGCCUCUAUCCCCCGCACAGAUUGAAGGCGAUUUUCCUAGUCUUAACCCUGACAUUGUUCGGACAGUAUUUUAUUUUUGAAGUGUAUUUUUGACAGAAUUGCUCACAGAUGGAGGACUAUCACAAACCCGACCAGCAGACCCUGCAGGCACUUAGGAACGUCGCCAACCGGCUCAGGAUCAACUCUAUCAAGGCUACAACUGCUGCAGGCAGCGGGUAAGCGCCAUGCUUUAAUGCUUUAAAUUAAAAAGAAAAUGAAAUGUGUUAUAUGAGGUGUCCAUCCAUGCAGGCUAUGUGAUGGGUUUACAUGCGUAAUAGCCAUGGCUUGGACAUUGUGUGCCCAUUUUAUGCGCAUAUUACGCAUUGUCCCAGAACAGGCUACUAUUCUUAAUUCUACCCUUUCAAUGCCAUCCAUUUCCAAAUGGAUGGCAUUAAUCAUUGACAUGUCUUAAAUGUGGGAUUUAAACCAUGCAGAUACCAUAUAGAUAUAAUAUGCAGAGAGAACAUUGUGAACUUUUGUUUUUAAUGUUGUAGCCUAUUACAUUGUAAUAGACUAGGCUACUAGUUGCAGGUGCAUUCUUUUCGAUUGUGCAGCAUCUUAAUGCCUAUUUAUUUUUGAAUGAAUUUUUUUGAUAGCGUAAACUCAUUCAAUAUGAUUCCGUAAAGAAUGGGUCCUUACGCGUGAUGGCGACGUGGGCCUUUGAGUAUAUGGAAUGGAUCCGGGUCCGCCGCAUCUAAAGGGACCGCGCUCGUUCCUGGCGCUCCUGCGUAAAUUCAGCCUCCACUGCCCAUCCUCUUCGCAGAGCGAAACGAUUUGCGACGGGCUGAUGAUAUGUCAGGCAACAAGGACGAUCACUCCCCUUUCUAUUAAUCUUUUUCAGGCUUGUCCUUGAUAUAGGGGUAGAAUAAAUAUUAUUUAUAUUACUGAGAGAUUAAUUCAUUUGUUUUUCUUAUUUCCUUAUUUAUAACAGUAUAGUCAACAGCUCAAAGAAAAUAUGCUAUUGAGGCAUAAUAACCAUAAUUUCUGAGGAUACAACCUUUUAAUAAAUGUUUAUACUUCCACCUCAACGAAUAAGUCCAAGGCACAAUUAAACUAUAUAUUUUUUGUGUUCAUUCUUUCAUCUGUUCAUUGUUUAUUUCAUCCAGUAAAUAUUUAAUUUCUAAAACGUUUUGUCUGUUUUGACCACCUUUCCGUUUCAGGUUGAUUAAACGUUUCCGUUUCUGGUGGGUACCUGGCACCUGUGUUAUGGUGACAUAUUAUAACAGGCAUGCUCUGUUUGGAAUCUCAUAUGUUAUAGAUUCUUUAAAAAAAACUGUUUUAAUUUGGUUGUCUUUUGCAUUUAACCUCAAGCAUGGAGUUUUGGCAGUAAAGGAGAAAGUAGUGUACUUGUGGUCUGCUAUAAUAAAACUAAAGUGCAAUGGAAUGAUCACAAUGGUUUCCUCUGGCUCAUUGCAUGAGAAACUGUCUAACCCUGACUGAAUGUAUGGAAGACGGUCUGCCUUAUGUAACAGACAGCAGAUUGAUUGUUGUGAAUUAAUUCACUAAUAUGAAGUCAAAGUCAAAAGAGAGAAAAUAACACGUUUCACAGGCAUUGAGUGUUAAAACUUUAUUACAAGAUGAAGGUUACAGUUGGCAGACAGACUAAUGUAGGCUAGGCCCUGCACUCAAUGAAUGAAUAUCAGAGUUCAAGUCUGGGUGAUCAACUUCCAUUGAAGAUGGAUUUGUUUCCUAUGAUGACAUCACAGGACAGUGACUGUGCACUGCUUUAUCAGUGUGUGUGUGAAGUCUGGGCUCUGUCUGUCUGACUGUCAAUGUGUCUGUCUACUGGAAAUAUGGGAGGGCAAUGAAAUAGUCUAUAGAAUACUGAUUGUAGGUCAUUUAUGGUGAGUGUGUGUGUUAUACUUUCUAGCUCUAGACUGCGGUGUCCUGAGCGCGUGGAGGUGUGUGUGUGUGUGUGUGUGUGUGUGUCUUGAUUUGUGUGUGCUUGUUAGUCAGAGUCCUGGUCUGACUCCCUGUCCUGUCCUCUCUGUCCCCCAGACACCCCACAUCAUGCUGCAGUGUGGCAGAGAUCAUGUCUGUGCUCUUCUUCAACACCAUGAAGUACCGCCCUGAGGACCCCCGCAACAUCAACAAUGACCGCUUCGUCCUCUCCAAGGUACCACUCUAACACUGUCUAGAAAUAUAAUUCUCAUUGACUUGAAUGGGGAUUAUAUUUCUAUGGUCUAGAGACCAGGGAUAUUCAACUCUUACCCUACGGGGUCCAGAGCCUGCUGGUUUUCUGGUCUACCUGAUAAUGAAUUGCACCCACCUGGUGUCCCACGUCUAAAUCAGACCCUAAUUAGAGGGGAACAAUAAAAAAAUACAGUGGAACUGGCUUUGAGGUCCAAAGUUGAAUUUGAGGUGUCUAGAUGUACCAGUCUCAGUCCCGUGCCUUAAUCAGUCUUGUCAGCCAAAUCCAUUCUAAAGCAGAGCCUCCAUGUUCACCUCUAAGGUCAGACCUACUAUAGCAGCCUCAUUAGCCUCAGAUACAGUUUAGUCAAGUUUGUCAAUCAAUCAAAUGCAUUUAUAAAGCCCUUUUUACAUCAGCAGUUAUCACAAAGUGCUUAUACAGAAACCGAGACUAAAACCCCAGAGAGCAAGCAAUGCAGAUGCAGAAGCAAAGUGGCUAGGAAAAACUCCCUAGAAAGGCUGGAACCUAGGAAGAAACCUAGAGAGGAACCAGGCUCUGAGGGGUGGCCUCUUCUGGCUGUGCUGGGUGGAGAUUAUAAGAGUACAUGGCCAUUAAGGCCAGAUCGUUCAGUAGAUUGAGAGUGUGGUUAGGGCCCUCAGCCAGCACCAGGGCAUUGUAUCAAAAUAAUCCCAUUUCCAAAAAACAACCUGAUGAAUGGAUGGACAGUUGUAUAUUCAUAGGAUUUUAACCAGUCAGAUUGCAUUGGCCAGUACUGGGAAGAGCCAGCCGUAUGAUUAUAGUUCUUAAAGGCCCAAUGUAGAGUAAGCAUGUAAUCUGGCCCUGGGACCUGGGACCCUUUAGGACAGUGCUUCCCAAACUUUUUCACUCAUGCCCCACUUUCAUCAUUGGGGAACAUCCCGCGUCAAUGUUAGCUGACAUGGGCUAGUUGGUCAACUGGACAUUUCUGACAAGUUAUAAAUAGCGCUCUAUGAUUGACAUAACAAGAGGAAAACUGCUGUUGCACUAACCAAUUUUGAAAUUGCACCUUGUGCAUUAUAUUAUUACAACUUUUAAAGAGUAAGUUGAAAGCCUGACUGAGUUCCACAGUUUGGGAACCACUGCUUUAGGAGACUGACCGAGAGGCGUGAAUGUAAUCCUAUUGAGACUACUGGAGUUUAAUUAAUUUGGAGAUGUGGAAGGAAUAACAUUUGGGAUCAUGUUCCCAAUCCCAGAACUGAAAGUGGUCCAGGCACAGAGUGUGAUACUGUAUGUGAGAGUCUAACAUAGGGAAUAACAGCUCUGCUAUGAAAGGUGGUUGUAGUAAAUUACUGAAGUGUGCUUGCAUUAGCUAAGGCCCCGUUGUGUAUGUUCUGUCUGAAUGAGGUCAUGUCUGUGUGUGAUGGUAACAAAGUCUCUUUCUACUACUCAAUGAAGUCUAAGAGUAACUUGUAUCUGUGAGACCGUUCUCUCUCUCUCUGUGUCCCUCUCGCUCGUUCUCCCUCUUCCAGGGUCAUGCAGCCCCGGUGCUGUAUGCGGUGUGGGCCGAGGCAGGCUACCUGAAGGACAGCGAGCUGCUCAACCUCCGUAAGGUCGACUCCAUCCUGGAGGGACAUCCUGUGCCGGUGAGAACAGGAACAGGAAGUGACCUAUCAAUCCACAAGACACGACCCUGUUUGGUCCACAAAUAACCUCUUAACUCCAUUAACCCAAAGAGAGUCAUCCUUUCACAAGCCUGGUUUAUCUUUAGCCCUUUAUUCCUCACAAACCCGUUCAUCCACGACCGCUUGUUACCUGUGGUCUUUUAUGAACUACAACUAACAUGUCCUCCUCAUCUCCAAAGCCAGACUUGUCUGGUAUUCCCUUGUUGGAGAGAGAAAGUCUGAGCACACAACACCCACUAUGUACUGUAGUGUAGACUUUAUUGUCACAAAGAUGUGCUUGUGUGACAGUGACAGGCGGUCCCAGGCCCUGUGUCUGCACGCAUAGUAAUUUCACAGUAAUGCAAUGCUCUGUUCACACACACAUGAGUAGCCCACUGAUUCCCUUAACUAAGAUUCAGUGCCUCUUCACCUAAUACUUAUAAUAAUAAUAUGCCAUUUAGCAGACGCUUUUAUCCAAAGCGACUUACAGUCAUGCGUGCAUACAUUUUUGUGUAUGGGUGGUCCCGGGGAUCGAACCCACUACCUUGGCGUUACAAGCGCCGUGCUCUACCAGCUGAGCUACAGAGGACCACGUUGAUUUACCCUGUUGAUACAGUUACCAUGAGCACUGAAUGAAUGUGUAUAUUUAGGAAGUGUGUUUGAGAGGAAGAAGUGUGUGUGUUUUGUGAACAGUAUCUACCUCAAACACCUUGCAUCUCGUCACAUUGAUCUGGUACUGGUACUCCCUGUAUAUAGCUCCACAUUAUAGUAUGCCAUUUAGCAGACGCUUUUAUCCAAAGCGACUUACAGUCAUGCGUGCAUACAUUUUUUUUGUGUAUGGGUGGUCCCGGAGAUCGAACCCACUACCUUGGCGUUACAAGCGCCGUGCUCUACCAGCUGAGCUACAGAGGACCACAGCCCUGGGCUGUACUGUGAUCUGGUACUGGUACUCCCUGUAUAUAGCUCCACAUUGAUCUGGUACUGGUACUCCCUGUAUAUAGCUCCACAUUGAUCUGGUACUGGUACUCCCUGUAUAUAGCUCCACAUUGAUCUGGUACUGGUACUCCCUGUAUAUAGCUCCACAUUGAUUUGGUAUUGGUACUCCCUGUAUAUAGCUCCACAUUGAUCUGGUACUGGUACUCCCUGUAUAUAGCUCCACAUUGAUCUGGUACUGGUACUCCCUGUAUAUAGCUCCACAUUGAUUUGAUACUGGUACUCCCUGUAUAUAGCUCCACAUUGAUUUGAUACUGGUACUCCCUGUAUAUAGCUCCAUUCUUGUGUAUUUUAUUUUAUUCCUCUUUUGUUACUAUUUGGUUUUUAUUUUUUAACUCUGCAUUGUUGGGAAAGGGCUCGUAAGUAAGCAUUUCACAGUAAAGUCUUCACCAGUUGUAUUCGGCGCAUGUGAAAAAUAAAAUUGGAUUUGUAUAUGAUUGUGAUGGUAAUGUGCGUGCCACAGACUGAAUGUGGGUGUGUUAUGACUGAGUAGUUAGUCUUUGUGUGCAAAUAGAUGUCUGUGCAAUGUUUAACUGCAUAAUUUGUGUAAUGUUUGAUUACUUUAUUUAAGGUGUAAUGUGUGUUUGUUGGUGUAAUUCAUGUUUAUGCAUGUUGUAUGUGCUACAACGUGUUUUUGUAAUGUCUUAACAUUUGUGUGUAUUUAUGUGUGUUAACAGAAGCAGCAAUUUGUGGAUGUGGCCACCGGCUCUCUUGGACAGGGUCUGGGGGCUGCCUGCGGGAUGGCCUACACUGGGAAAUACUUUGACAAGGCCAGGUGAUAGAACAUUCCCCCACACACACGCACACCUCGGCACAUAAUAUGGAGUUUAGCACAUAACUCAGUGAGAUGCUCGACACCCCUCUAAGGUCAUGGUUUAUUUGCAUGAUCAUACGUUGUCUGGCUACACCAGAACACAGACAGAUAGACCAACACACAAACACAAAUAAUUACAAUACAUAGCAUUGGGAAUCGACAAAGGGGAGCAUGUACAAGGAAAUAUGUGCAAUUAGAUAAAUCAGACACACCUACUAUGAACAUACACAGUGAUACUUUGCAACGCAUAGGCAUAGAGAGACCCAUUCAUAGACAAAAGCUUGCAUGCACACAAUACACACACCUAUACUCAUGUUGCACACUGCAAACAGUAAGUACAUCUGACAUUUCACCUCCUCUCAGGAGAGUAGACACUGGCUGACAGCCAUAGCUGAUGUUGUAUGUGGUGUUGUGGAGACAGGUUGGCCGUUUCACCACUCAAUAUGGUUUGGAAGCCAGCGUCUUUGUUGUGAGAGACGAGGUCUGUUCUAGAACGGCCACGUGGCAACACUGGCAAACAAUGGAGCCUAGAAUGCUGUCUAUGGCAAUCUGCAUAUGACAAAGCAGAUUCACCUUCAUAUCUGAAUCCCUAUACAAAGCUAUAACAGUAGGAUAGCUGAGCUGUACUUUGGGGUUACAGAUAGACUUUGAAAUGUUUUAUUAGAGAUAUUGUGAUUUUUUUUGUUUGUUGCUAUUCUCUGGUUUCAUUUUUGAUCCGUAUAACAGAGCAGUCUGCCGUAGAAUGUAUACGUGUGAUGGGUUGGCCACGCCUUCUCUGCAUUUUGUGUUCAGUCAAUUUUUCUGCUCUAAUAAUCAGGGCUGCGAGAGAGCCGCCCUCUUCUCCCUCUCUUGCGCUUAACCACUCCUCUCUUCUUUUCUCUCACUACUACCCCUUGCUCUCUCCCUCGCUUUCCCUCACACCCUCUCUUUUGCACCCUCUUUCCAUACUGCCCUCUCUCUCUCUCUCUCUCACUCUCUCUCUCGCUCUCUCUCAAAAAGUAGUUAGUGUGUGUCUCUCUCUGGGAAAAAGUAGUUAGUGUGUGUCUCUCUCUGGGAAAAAGUAGUUAGUGUGUGCGUGUGCUCCAGUGCUCAGAACAGCUCGUCAAAGUGAGCUACUGUAGCAUCCAGCCCCAACUGUGACUUGUCUGUAUGUAUGACUGCUUUAAUUACACAAUCUUCCUAUUACAGUCUGUGACCCCAAAAUACACAGCCCUACAUGCAUAGGCCAGGGUCCCGGAUAAAGAGAGUGUUCUAUGAAUCAAAUGAGUGAAUGUGUCAGAUACACAGCAGGAGGAUUAGCAAGUCAAAAUGCCACAGCUUUAAAGCCUCACGCUUACAGUACCCUGUUUCAUUCACUGUGUUUAUUUGAUUUAGUAAAUGGAGAGUUUGAAUAUGAUUAUCCAUGCUUUAGCUAAACAAAAUCAAAGCAGAACGUAAAACAAUUUGGCGCAGGUUCAGGAGGGCGUGCAUUAAGACAACAUUUCCCUUUCUUUGGUUCUAUGUAAGCCAGACCAGCCUGAGGGCUCAGUGUGAGGUGUCUGUAUGAUUUGUUCUCUUCUCACCUCUAUAAUAUUCUCACCCGGGGAGAGAGUGAGUGAAUGAAUAUUGGUUAUUCUCAAUUAUGUACCUGUUUAAAUAGAAGGUUCAGUUAAAGGUUAAACUGCAAGGUUAUCCUGGCACGUUUAGAGGUGUGUAACGAGGGGCACCCAAACCCCGGCCUUAUCCGGGCAGUGCUUUAGUGCUUUAGCAGCCCAGUAAUCCCUCAGAAUGUGUAGGAUACGUUCCCCAGUGUGUUGUUUUAAGCCACACACUCACCGGUAUGCACAUUUGAAGGGUUGCCUCAGAUCCCCCCUCCAUUGUGUGUGUGUGUUGUCUUAAGAGUAGGGCUUUUGCCCAGACCUUAUGCCCUAUUGGCAUAGCCUUUGACAGCCAGCAAUUGAUUUGGCAUGGCAAGACUUAAUACUGUGAAAAUGAGGAAUUUUUCACCGUUUUUGACAGUGUGUUGGUGCAGGGAAGUCUGUCUGUGGGUAGUAAGUGGUGCUGCUGCUCCCCUGAGGCGAAAGUAAACGAGAGUAACCGGGAGAGGGGAUGUUAAGCGGGAUCUGGACCAGGUGUUUUGUGGAUCCCUCUCUGGGCUCUGGAAUGCUUUUCUUCCCCGGGCGGUCCGGUUCGGAAUGCGUGCCUUAAUUUGCCAUGUCUCAGUCUAUCUUCUCGCUUUAAUGACAAUGUGUCUAUUUGAGUGGAAAGCUGUCAGGCCCUGUUACCAUGCAGGGUGAUCGGAGCUCCAAGCCGAGGAGGGUGGGGUCAACUGUUCCUGUUCGCACUGUGUGGGGGAGGGAGGCUCAUUCGAAGAUGAAGGGAGGGGGUUGUGUGGAAAAUGUUACGCCGCGAGGGGAGGCAAUGAUGAGGGAGAGAUUGUUAUUGUUCUGCUCUUUUGUGUUGCAUUUCAUCCCCUUAGCCAUUAGGUGGCAAUUUAUUGAAAAUUGUGGAUUAGUCAUUUAUGUUAGUCGUAUAACUUUACUUGUUUAUUACUUUUUAUAAAAGCUUGGCUGCUGUGAUGUUUUAAGCCUCUAAUUGCCCCUGUCCGUCUGUCUGUCUUUCUGUUUUUCCCUCUGUCUGUUUGUCCCUCUGUAGCUACAAUGUGUACUGCCUGCUGGGUGAUGGGGAGAUGUCUGAGGGCUCUGUGUGGGAGGCCAUGUCCUUCGCCUCCUACUACCAGUUGGACAACCUAGUGGCUAUCCUGGACAUCAACCGUUUGGGUCAGAGUGACCCAGCUCCCCUGCAGCACCAUGUGGAGAAGUACCAGAAACGCUGCGAGGCCUUCGGGUGAGGAUUUGGAGAAGGCCUAGAAAAUGCGUGUCCUAGAGACCAUGAAAGUGGGUAAAUUACUCCCACCAGGUAUUGGCACCAAUAAAUGAAUAGUAUGUUUGUAGGUGGAAUGCCAUCAUUGUGGACGGGCACAGUGUGGAGGAGUUGACCAAGGUUCUGAGCCAACCCCGUCACCAGCCCACUGCCAUCAUUGCCAAAACCAUCAAGGGCAAAGGAAUCCCAGGUACCUACAGUAACACACACACAUUUCUACAGGUACCCAAUCCCAUGCUCCUCUAUAGGUACAUGUACUGAUACACUCGUACAGACAGGUACACCCAGAGACUAACCAAACCCUAAUACUAUACCAGCAGCAACGCCUUUCAUGCAAUACACCAAUGUACCAACACAGCUUCAUUGUGAUACUGACAGACUCCACUCUACCCUUCACAUUCAAACAUAUCUGUGGUACUCGGGUGCUGCUUUGUCAUGAAUACCUACUACCAGACCACGCUAAUCCUAAAAUCACAAAGGUUUAGUCUGUGCCUGUCCCUUAAAAUGGGUAAAGUCUGAUAGACCCAACUCAGCCCUCCCUGUCUUCUCUAUGAGGGGCACCUAAACCUGUGGUAAUCCAGGCAGUGCUUUAAAGCUUCUGCUGCAGCAGCCUAGUAAUCCCUCAGAAUGUGUAGGAUAUACUCAGAUCACUGGCCUUUGUCUGCCUGUUGUCAUAAGCAUAUGUCUUUUGAAGUGGAACCCUGACCUAUAGAAUGGUCUUUGACGGCUACUCGUGUGUAAGGCUUUGUGAUGCGAGAAUGGAGUGUUGAGGAAUAUGUAAUUUAUGACAUCUUGAUACUGAUAUCAUGUCAAACAGAUAACACAUAAAACAUAAGCAGAUUUACACCCAUUUUUGCAUUGCUGAUAUACUAAAGGCGUAUUUGCUAUGCGUGAGGUAGUGUGACAUCUCUGAUGAUAAGUGUGUCUGUGUGUGUCUCUGUCUGUGUAUGUAUUUCAUCAUGUUCUCUGUGUGUGUUGUAGCUGCGGAGGACAAGAUGGGCUGGCAUGGGAAGCCCCUGCCCAAGGAGAUGGCUGAGGGGGUGAUGAAGGACAUCCAGGCGCGCAUCAUGAACAGCACCAAGCGCCUGUACCCCGCUACGCCCACCGAGGACUCCCCACCCGUCAGCCUGCGCAACGUCCGCAUGCCCAGCGCACCCAGCUACAAACUCGGAGAAAAGGUGUGUGCGUGCGUGCGUGCAUGCAUGUGUGUACUUGACAGAAAGAGCAAGAGCGUUUGAGAGAGAGAGAUGCUCUAAGACAGAGAGAAUGAAUGGUGGUGGACUACUACAUUGAACUGUGUUUUAGUUAACUAACCCAUUGGUUGUGUUUGGCUGCAGAUUGCCACGCGGAAGGCCUAUGGCAUGGCUCUGGCUAAGCUGGGCCGCUACAACGAGCAUGUGGUGGCUCUGGAUGGAGACACCAAGAACUCCACCUUCUCUGAGCUCUUUAAGAAUGAGCACCCCGACCGCUACGUUGAGUGCUACAUCGCUGAGCAGAACAUGGUAAGCUCAGCUGACACCCAGUGCCACAUAUCUGACCUGAUUCUAGGUCUAGUAGGGUGAACUAAAGUGUACUGAUCACAAAAUCUUCAUAAAAGGUAGUUAACGUCUCUUCAAAAAAAGUACCAACAAACAACAAUGAUAAGCUGUUGUUGACGUCAACCCAAAAUGACCAUCAAAGUUCCAUCCAAACCAUUCAUACUGUAGGCCUACGUCUUUGUAUUUGAACGACUGUAGAAUGACGCAAUUCCACUUUAUCCGUCACUAUAGUCUAAAAGCGGCUUUUUCUUUCCACCCUCAUAUCUGAAUUAUUCACCUCUGGCACACACAGUGCUACCCCCUCCUUCUACUCCUCCUGCCUGGUUGGCUAAGAGACCAGGGCCCGUAUCCACAGUGUCAGAGUAGGAGUGCUGAUCUAGGAUCAGUUUAGCCUUUUAGAUCAUAAUGAAUAAGAUGAUAUGGACAGAUCCUAGGUCAGCAUCUAGUAAUGUCUCUGCAGGGUUCCAGUAGCAGUUCUUUGAGGCAUCAUUAGCAGGUUUAAUGAAGCUGUAUUGUGGCCUGUGUCUCGUUGACUCCCACACACACGAUAGAGGAGUCAAAUAUAGUUCCGAUGUUAUUUAGAUUCAUUAAUUACCCUCGUCAUGCUGUCACAUCAGAUAUUAAUAUUAUUAAGGGAUUGGAGCAUUUAAUGCUCUGUUGGCUUUUUAAAUGUCUUGUUUGUCAGUGACAACAAUGAUGCUCUAUGCUAGCUAACGACACACUGUGCUUUGCUGUACUUAAUGUACAUGGCAUUGUUUAAACCACCAACAUAGUGUAUUUUAUUGAGUAAAAACUCUCACUGACAAUGAUUGCUUUAAACUACUGUCUCACACAGGCCCCAUCCCCUUAGCAAGGCCUCAUGGGGAACAGGGGAAAGGGCUUUCUCAGGGCUAACAGGAAAUGAAAUGGCACAAACAUCACAUUUCUCCCAUAUGAAUUGAAAGAUGAUGGCUCCCUCCUUAUGCGUCUAAGGAAUGUGAGAUACUUUGGGCAGAAUUUGAGAACACAAGUUGCUCAGGCUUUUACUCUCCUUUCCCUAUCCUCUCUUUCCUCUUCUGUCAGGUGAGCAUUGCGGUGGGCUGUGCCACGCGGGAUCGUAACGUGGUGUUCGCCAGCACCUUCGCCACCUUCUUCACACGUGCCUACGACCAGCUCCGCAUGGCUGCCAUCUCCGAGAGCAACAUCAAUCUGUGUGGCUCCCACUGCGGCGUGUCCAUCGGUCAGUCCUACCACUGACCUUUGACCCCACCCCCCUAAUGACCUGUCUGUGUAGUGACCCCUGUGACUUCCACACUGUGAUCCUAACCUGACGUAGCUCUCAGCGCUUGUUCCUCUGGGACCGAUACAGCCCACUGCAGAAGACUUGGCUUACUGUCACACAGUGUUAACACAGUGCUUCCCCUAACACUGUUUAGCCGAGGAAGGUCUUUGUCUUCAGUUGGUUUCAAUUGCAAAUUUUGGUAACACUCUUGCAUUGGGUUGAAUCGUUCCCUUGUAGUAAUCCUGUAUUAUUUCCUGAAUCCUGAAUUUUGAUUUUGUUUCUUCACAUCUUCCGUCCAUCUACUACUGUAUCAGUGUGGCUCCGGCCAGCACUCGUUUCCUCCCUCCCCCUCUCUCUCUCUGUGUCAUGGAAGUGGUUGUGGCGGGGCGGCCAGGUUCCCUUUUGGUUCCUCAGGUACAUUGCAUGCCCACGCCGACUCGCCCCACUGAACGCAUGCCAGUCCUGUAACUUUAACUUUUAGCCGCCCCAAACACCCCAAAUGCUAUUGUGUGUGACUUGCGUGCGUGUUUGUGUAUCUACGUGUGUAUGUGUGCAUUUGUGUGUGUUCUAGGAGAAGAUGGUCCUUCUCAGAUGGGCCUUGAAGACAUUGCCAUGUUCAGAGCCAUUCCCACGGCAACUGUUUUCUACCCUAGCGACGGUGUCUCCACUGAGAAAGCUGUGGAGCUGGCCGCCAACACAAAGGUACCCAGUAUGCAGGUUGACGUUUAUUGUCUUGUCCUGGAGGCAGAACUUAGCGAUUUCCCCUUAGAUAGGCCAGCUGCAAAAUCAAAACUGGCUAUAUUGUAAAAAUCCAUGAAAACAAAAAUGUAAGGUUAGGGUUAGCACUGUGGUUAUGGUUAGGUUUAAAAUCUGAUUUGAUCAAAUACAAUUUUAUUUGUCACAUGCGAGCCCUUAACCAACAAUGCAGAGUUUUAAAAAAAAGUAAGAAACAUUUGCUAAAUAAACUAAAGGAAAUAUAGUAACACAAUAAAACAACAAUAACGAGGCUAUAUACAGGGAGUACCGGUACCGAGUCAAUGUGCAGGGGUACGGGUUAGUUGAGGUAAUAUGUACAUGUAGGAAGGGAUAAAGUGACUAUGCAUAGAUAAUAAACAGAGAGUAGCAGCAUAUGUGAGUGUGUUGGAAUGUCAGUGUAGUAUGUGUGAGUGUGUGGGUAGAGUCCGGUGAGUGUACAUCGAGUCUGUGCAAGAGAGUCAGUGCAAAAAAUUAUAAUAAAGAAUAAUCAAAUAAGGGGGUCAAUGCAAAUAGUCCAGGUAGCCAUUUGAUUAACUGUUCAGCAGUCUUAUGUCAGCAGUCUUUUUGGCUUGGAGGUAGAAGCUGUCAAGGAGCCUUUUGGUCCCAGAUUUGGCACGCCGGUACUGCUUGCCGUGCGGUAGCAGAGAGAAGAGUCUAUGACUUGGGUGGCUGGAGUCUUUGAAAAUUGUUAGGGCCUUCCUCUGACACAGCCUGGUAUAGAGGUCCUGGGUGGCAAGAAGCUUGGCCUCAGUUAUGUUCAGGGCCGUACGCACUACCCUCUGUAGCGUCUUGCAGUCGGAUGCCAAGCAGUUGCCAUUCCAAGCAGUGAUGCAACCAGUCAGGAUGCCUUCGAUGGUGCAGCUGUAUAACUUUUUGAGGGGGAAUAGGCGUUGUCGUGCCCUCUUCACAACUGUGUUGGUGUGUUUGGACCAUGAUAAUUCCUUAAUUAUGUGGACACCAAGGAACUUGAAGCUCUCGACCCGCUCCACUACAGCCCCGUCGAUGUGAAUGGGGGCGUGCUCUGCCCUCCGUUUCCUGUAGUCCACGAUCAGCUCGUUUGUCUUGCUGACGUUGAAGGAGAGGUUGUUGUCCUGGCACCACACUGCCAAGUCUCUGACCUCCUCCCUAUACGUUGCCUCAUCAUCGUCGGUGAUCAGGCCUACCACCGUUGUGUCAUCGGCAAACGUAAUGAUGGUGUUGGAGUCGUGCGUGGCCACGCAAUCGUGGGUGAACAGGGAGCGCAGGAGGGGACUAAGAACACAGCUGGUCAGCGCAUGCUCUGAGUAUGCAUCCUGGUAAUCUGUCUGGCCCUCCGGCCUUGUGGAUGUUAACCUACUUGAAGGUCUUACUCACAUCGGCUACACACAGUCAUGAUCACACAGUCUUCCGGAACAGCUGGUGCUCUCAUGCAUGGUUCAGUGUUGCUUGCCUCGAAGCGAGCAUAGAAGGCAUUUAGCUCGCCUGGUAGCCUCGCGUCACUAGGCAGCUCGCGGCUGUGUUUCCCUUUAUAAUCCGUGAAGUUUGCAAGCCCUUCCACAUCCAACAAGCGUCAGAGCCGGUGUAGUAGGAUUCGAUCUUAGUCCUGUAUUGAUGCUUUGCCUGUUUGAUGAUUUGUCUGAGGGCGUAGCGGGAUUUCUUAUAAGCAUCCGGAUUAGUGUCCCACUCCUUCAAAGCGGCAGCUCUAGCCUUUAGCUCAGUGCAGAUGUUGCCUGUAAUCCAUGGCUUCUGGUUGGGAUAUGUACUGUACGUACGGUCACUGUGGGGACGACGUCAUCCAUGCACUUAUUAAUGAAGCCGGUGACUGAUGUGGUAUACUCCUCAAUGCCAUCGGAUGAAUCCCGGAACAUAUUCCAGUCUGUGCUAGCGAAACAGUCCUGUAGCUGUGACUUUGUGGCUGUGCCAGCUAGUAACCACUCUGCAGAGCUGCCUCCAGAAAAAUAUUCAUGACAAAAAAUGCUAACCUGCACCCAGAACCCCCUCUAUCACAUCUGCCUCAUGCUAUGCGCUAACUCUACAAUAUAUUUGGUUCACACAGCUGCUGAGUAUGGCUGAGUCUCUGUUUAAUAAACCUGUCUGACAAAUGACAAGGUAAUGAAAGUCCAGAGGCUGAUUGACAUGUUUAAUCUCUGUUUCAGGGUGUGUGUUUCAUCAGAACCAGUCGCCCAGAGAACACCAUUCUUUACAACAGCAAUGAAGACUUCCAUGUGGGACAGGCAAAGGUAUGGAGACAAUGAUAUCUGAGAUGUACUAUACACAAUGACUAAUAUAAGGCUUACAGUAUAACACUUUCUUAUAGUACUAACAUGCUUGCUAAAUUAUUUAAAAUAGAAAUAUGCCUAGAUAAUAGAAACCUCCAUCCCAUGUCCGUCAGGUUGUGUACAAGACCAACGAUGAUCAUGUGACAGUGAUCGGAGCGGGCGUGACCCUACAUGAGGCACUGGCAGCUGCUGAAAUGCUAAAGAAAGGUACAGAACCAUAAUUUCGGAAAGUUACAUAGAUCCAUCACUGGAACUCAAUGUUCUAUAGUCUACAUUCGCUGUCAGGAAAUGUGCUCGUCACCCAGGGACUGAUGGGCAUCAACAUAAUCCGAAUAACACACGCAUGCAUGCACACACACACACACGCAUACUGAGACUUUGUUGUGAGACUUGUCCCACUAAGGCAUUGGACCAUUCAUCAUGAUUUGGGGUUAUAUGCCAACAGUAGUGGCUGAUGGUGACACUCUAAUAAGCAUUUGCACCCCAACAACAGAGCCAGAGUACUCCUUGCAUCUGUCUCUAGCACUGUAGAAGUCUGUUGAUUCAUCUCUACUGUUUAUCUGGUGUUGGCUGAAUAGAUGAUACACCAUGGUUUGAACUGAAUACAUUUUGAUUAAUAUUGAGCAACGAGUAUUGUAUGUCCUCUUCUGUAGUUCAUUAUAUGAUAAAAUGCUCUGUUUCUCUCUCAGAGAGGAUCAACAUUCGAGUUAUUGACCCUUUCACCAUCAAGCCUCUGGACUCCAAGACCAUCAUCGAACACGCCAAGGCCACCAGGGGCCGCAUAGUCACAGUAGAGGACCACUACUAUGAGGGUGGGUACUCUGCACACACAGUCUGCUUUCUGAACUCAGGUUAUCUUAUUCCAGUGGAAUAAAAUAUAUGGCAAUGGGCACUGAGCUAUGAAGUUUUAGAUAGAACAUUAUGCAGUUGUGAGGCAUUCCCAUGAUUUGUAUCAGUUCUUAAAUCUCUAAGCCUGCGGACAAACUCUUUCUCUGAAAUUGCAAAGUGUCAAGACUGCAGUAUUUGAGCAUGUGCAGGAGGAGGAGGAGAAGAGAGUAUCAUCCCUCAGUGUUUUUGAAUUUCAGCUCUGCUCUGGCCUUUGGGUUUUCACUGACCUAGAUAACAGGAAGGGGGAAGAACACAAGUCGAAGAAUGUGUGGGUGUUUAUUUUGGCACAGUUGCCUUAUUUGUCCGUUGGGAUUUAUACAGUCCGUUGACGGAACUAAACAAAGAAAGGAGUAAACACAGCCGUGCAGAAGCCAUGCCCUGACAACCUCCAACCCCCACUUCCAUUCCCCGUCUACACAUGAGCAUGAAUAGUGCAUUAUGACAGGUGUGCAUGCAUGGGCGACGUGGGGGUUGGGGCAUCCACUCAGAGCCAUAGGGGGUGGGAAGACAGUGUGUGAGGGAGAGGAAGGGGGGAGGCUGUGGUAAGGGGGUUAGAGGGGACUAUAUGGAGAGGCCCAGACCUCAAGGACCCCCAUAGUGCAGAUGGCUACUAAAGUAGAGUGGGGGAACGCCCUCUCUCGCCCCUGGCCCCCCUUCGCCAACCCCGGCCUGAUGGUCAGUCAAUGAGAAGGUGGUGGCAGGCCUGUCAGGGAGGAUCAAGACUCAGUGGGCUGUGGAGGUGACAAUGUUACAGUGUCAGUGGAGUGGAAGACAAAGCCGAUGUAUAGAUUGGACUGACUGGCCAGCUACUGUACAUUCUGUACAGCACAGUGGAGCUAAACUGCACAAACAAAGACAGCUCAGCAAGACAGGCUCAAAAGAUUUAGAGAAGGAGAGCAUAUGUGACAUAUGGAGUCUUAGGACAAACUUGUGCGCAAAUGCUAAGAAGACCCAGAAAAUAGCACUAUGUACUCUUGCAUUUUAGGUUUUAUUUAGUUGUAAAAAGGCUAUAUAAAUGUGAUUGACUGACAUGUGGUCAUCAUUCUUAAGGUGGCCUGGGGGAGGCGGUGUGUUCUGCCGUGGUGAAUGAGACCGGCUUCAAUGUGCACCGAAUGGCCGUGGCCCACGUCCCCCGCAGCGGCAAACCCACCGAGCUCCUCAAGAUCUUCGGCAUCGACCGCGACGCCAUCGCGCAGGCUGUCCGCAAGAUGCUCAGCAGCUCCGUCAACGCCAAGUAGACCACUACCAGUGCCACUGCAACAUGCUAUUGUCAUGGAAACGUCAUCAGGAAAGCACUUCUGGCCACACCCGCUCUCCGGGAAUAAGAAGUAUAAAUCAAAGAAUCGGCGAAUAUGGUAUUUCUGUUAACUGUCAUUGAUGUGGUUUUGACCCGUGACCUGGCCCCUUGUAAGUUCAGUACCCCACUCCCCUACACUCGACCCCAUCCCAGAGAAAGUCAUGAGUACUGCUGUAGUCUGAGUGAGGUGAACGUUUUUUUGAAAGAAAAAUAGUCUGAUUCUCUCACAUUUUGAUGCGACACACCCUGUACCCCACGUGAGCGAGUGUGUGAGUGGACAUGGGUCUGGUAUAGAGCACUGUUUUUAGCUCCUCAUCCUGACUGGGACUUCACACCAAUAAAGGAAUGGUUUCUUCACAA